Messenger RNA from Osmia lignaria (orchard mason bee), 2820 nucleotides. NCBI's taxonomy places the organism in Eukaryota, Metazoa, Arthropoda, Insecta, Hymenoptera, Megachilidae. The record is from RefSeq and is a predicted model, not a curated record.
GCACUCGUGGCUGUAAGGAAGGAAAUUUCUGGAAAACGGAACCAUAACAAAUGCCCCCACCACAAAAUUAACGUAUAUGUAAUACCGUGGUACACGAUGGGCUAGAAACCAUAAAAAUGUAGCCAAAAAUUAAUUUUUCAAGUUUAAUAUUUUGAAGAAUAUUUUUUUUAAACACCAUAUUACUUCUAAACAUGUAAAGAAUAAAUGUGUGAAACCAAAAUAAGACGAAACACUUCGAAUCAUUAGACUUACUGUUAAAAUGUUCUUAUUGUUAGUGACGUCUUGGAUGCUUUUAUCUCCAUUACAAUAUAUUUAGUAACUCCGUCAUCUAUAGCAAGUUCAGUAAUAUUUGGUCAAAUCCCAGAAGAAGUACUUCGAGUUUGGAGUCAACUACCAGAAGCAAUACGUUUGGAUCCCAGUUUAGCAGUUUUUCAAAGAGAAUACGAUCGAGUUCAUCAAACUGAGGAAGGGCGGUCUUCAGAUGUCGUAAAGAAAGACUGCUUAGUAGUGAACAUGUCCCUUGGGACACAGACUGCAUUGCAACAGAGGAUACGAAAUAAGGGAUCUAGAGAAGAAGAUGGACAUGACGUUACACAAGAACCUCACGAAGUUAAACAAAAUCCUUUUUAUCGUUAUAUAAAGUUGAUUUUAUUGACUUGUUGUUGGCUCAUAUUUACUUUAAUAUUAAUAAUCAAAAGUGAAAAAGUAGAGGCAAUGCACCAAAUCUCGGUACCAAAGGGUGAAAUAAAAAAUUACAAAAUGCACGGUGACAUUUCUGGCAGAGAAAUUAGUGUAACAAUAGAAGGCUCGUUACUUCCACCGAUACAAUCAAAAGAAUAUACAAAUGUAUCCGACAGAUAUUUAAUGGUAUGGUUGGAACUGUUAGUCAAUGAGACAAAUAAUACGGAUGAGUUCUUUUCGGUACACUCCAAACAAAUUAAGAAUAUAAGCAAUGUAUGGAUGUUACCAAUACUUCCUGAAAAUCUGAUGGAUCUUUUCUCUGGACAGAGAUACCAUAAUAUUUUUGAGCUGCAAAAUGUUAAUAAAGAGAUGUUAAAGGGAGGCUUAGCUUCUAUUAAUUUAAAAACAAACCUAGAUUCCAGUUUUGCUGUUUCCAUUUCGUAUGAUUUAUCAUCAAUAAAUAAAGAUGAUGGUAUAGCGUAUGCUGCAAUUGUUUUAUUUGGGUUAUAUGUGCUAAUAGUAUUUGAGAUUGUACAUAGAACCUUAGCCGCCAUGUUAGCAUCAACUAUGUCUAUCGCAAUAUUAGCAGCUUUAAAUGAGAGACCAAGUAUGGUUGAAUUGGUAUCUUGGAUAGACGUUGAUACAUUAAUGUUAUUAUUCGCUAUGAUGAUACUAGUCGCCGUUAUUGCUGAAACAGGAAUAUUUGACUGGUUGGCAGUCUAUGCUUACAAGAUAACUGGGGGAGAAUUGUGGCCGCUCAUAGGUACACUGUGCUUUUUCACAGCGUUCAUCUCAGCAUUUCUAGAUAAUGUUACAACGGUACUUUUAAUGACACCGGUAACUAUCAGAUUAUGCGAAGUUAUGGAAAUAAAUCCAGUGCCAAUAUUGACAGCAAUGGUGGUUUAUUCUAAUAUCGGUGGUGCUAUGACACCGAUAGGUGACCCACCUAACGUAAUUAUUGCUUCUAAUCGAGAUGUUAUUAAUAAUGGUAUCGAUUUUAGUACAUUUACGAUGCACAUGAGCAUUGGUGUUAUAUUAGUUAUAAUCGUAGCCUAUGUUCAGCUACGAUUUAUCUUUCGAGAUGUGGAUGUUCUUAGAUUCGAUGAACCGCCAGAUGUACAGGAAUUAAGGCAUGAAAUUGCAAUUUGGCAAAGAGCUGCGGCAAGUUUAUCCAGUUACAGUAAAGAUGAAAAUUUAGUGAGGGAAACUUUAUUGAAAAAAGUUCAACGAUUAGUUUCACAAUUAAAAAGGAAAAUAGUGACGGGUAGUGUAACACUUGAAAGAUAUAAAACAACACUUGAGGAACUUCAAGAAAAGUAUCCUAUUCGCGAUAAAUGGUUACUAGUAAAGUCUGGGUUCGCGUUAAUCUUCGUGAUUACGCUGUUCUUUUUACACAGUGUCCCGAAUCUGCAUUUAUCACUGGGAUUGACGGCUUUAGUUGGUGUCCUUUUAUUAUUAAUUUUAGCGGACAGCGAAGAUUUAGAUGGUCUUAUGGCACGUGUGGAAUGGAGUACUUUAUUAUUUUUCGCGUCGUUAUUCGUCCUUAUGGAGGCUCUUUCGCGGCUAGGUCUCAUCGCGUGGAUAGGAAAACAAACGGAAAGAAUUAUUUUGUCGGUAAACGAAGAAUCAAGAUUAGCGGUGGCUAUAUUACUAUUACUUUGGGUAUCGACUUUUGCUAGUGCAUUUGUGGAUAAUGUACCUUUGUCAACGAUGAUGAUAAGAAUUGUAAUUAAUCUGGCACAAAAUCGAGAACUUAGAUUACCAUUGCAACCAUUAGUGUGGGCUUUAGCAUUUGGUGGUUGUAUGGGAGGAAAUGGAACUUUGAUUGGAGCUACUGCCAACGUAGUUUGUGUAGGUGUUGCUGAGCAACAUGGAUAUAAAUUCACUUUUAUGCAAUUCUUUAAGGUGGGUUUUCCGAUUAUGCUGACAAGUGCUGCUACAAUAACUAUGUACUUAAUGAUCGCUCAUGUUGUUUUUGAUUGGAACGGAUAAUGCUAUCAAUGCGACCGAUUAAUCAUUUAAUUGCAUUUUAGAACAAUAUCUGUAUCAUUAUAAUUGUAAUGUGUAUACUUAUAUUUAUUGUAAUAUUUAAUUAAUAUUACACAUAGGAUGAGCAAGUAUUCUGGUAAUGUACAAACU